Molecule: messenger RNA, 4286 nt
Organism: Acanthochromis polyacanthus (spiny chromis)
Lineage: Eukaryota; Metazoa; Chordata; Actinopteri; Pomacentridae
Gene: rps6kb1a
Product: ribosomal protein S6 kinase b, polypeptide 1a
Exons: 15
Coding region: 172-1701 (509 amino acids)
Biological process (GO): signal transduction; protein phosphorylation
Molecular function (GO): protein serine/threonine kinase activity; ATP binding
Source: RefSeq, a predicted model, not a curated record
GGUGUCCGACACUAGAGGCUCAUUCCGCCGCUCGGCUCCGGUGUUGUUGUGGUUAGCUGGAGGUUAGCCCAUGCUGUCUGCUGUAGCCGGCUGUUACGGUGAUGGCUCUCCCAUGAGGCGGGGGAACGGGGCUGUGCUUUCUGGUUAAACGCCGACAGAGGUGCCGUGGCCAUGGCCGGAGUGUUCGACAUCGAUCUGGAUCAACCGGAUGAGAAUGUUUCUGACGACGAGCUGGAGGACGGGGGUCAGCUCAGUGAAUACAUGGACCAGUGCAGCAGCUUUGAAUUUAACAUGGAUGACUGUGAGAAGUUUGAAAUUUCAGAGAACAGCGUGAACAAGGGAACAGAGCAGAUCAGGCCUGAAUGCUUUGAGCUGCUCAAAGUGUUGGGGAAAGGUGGCUAUGGAAAGGUGUUUCAAGUUCGGAAGGUGUCCGGUGCCACAUCUGGGAAGAUAUUUGCUAUGAAAGUUUUGAAGAAGGCCAUGAUUGUGCGUAAUGCAAAGGACACAGCACACACCAAAGCUGAGAGGAACAUUCUGGAGGAGGUGAAGCAUCCUUUCAUCGUGGACCUCAUCUAUGCCUUCCAGACAGGAGGAAAACUGUACCUUAUCCUGGAGUAUCUGAGCGGUGGGGAGCUGUUUAUGCAGCUGGAAAGAGAAGGCAUCUUCAUGGAAGAUACAGCAUGUUUCUACCUGGCUGAGAUCUCGAUGGCAUUAGGUCAUCUGCACCAGAAAGGCAUCAUCUAUAGAGACUUAAAGCCAGAGAACAUCAUGCUCAACAACAACGGACAUGUGAAGCUGACAGACUUCGGUCUUUGCAAGGAGUCCAUCCAUGAUGGAACGGUUACCCACACCUUCUGUGGCACCAUUGAAUACAUGGCUCCAGAGAUUCUAAUGAGGAGCGGACAUAAUCGGGCUGUGGACUGGUGGAGUCUGGGAGCUCUCAUGUACGACAUGCUGACAGGAGCACCUCCGUUCACUGGUGAAAACCGAAAGAAGACGAUUGACAAAAUCUUGAAAUGCAAACUCAGCUUGCCACCUUACCUCACACAAGAAGCCAGGGACCUCCUGAAAAAGCUGCUGAAACGAAAUGCCUCGUUGCGACUCGGGGCUGGACCAGGAGAUGCUGCUGAAGUCCAGGCCCAUCCAUUCUUCCGUCAUAUAAACUGGGAUGACCUCCUCGCUCGCAAAGUAGAGCCUCCAUUUAAACCAUUUCUGCAAUCUGCUGAUGAUGUCAGCCAGUUUGACUCCAAGUUCACCAGCCAGACUCCAGUGGACAGUCCUGACGACUCCACGCUCAGCGAAAGUGCCAACCAAGUCUUCCUGGGUUUCACAUAUGUAGCCCCAUCUGUGCUUGAAAACGUCAAAGAGAAGUUCUGUUUCGAGCCAAAGGUCCGCUCACCGCGGAAGUUCCCAGGAAGUCCGAGAACACCUGUGAGUCCGGUGAAGUUUGCACGAGGGGACUGCUGGCCCCGGGGGCCCUCACUGACCGGCAGCCCAUCCCUGCUGUCCCCGAGCAGCUCUGUGGACCAACCCAUGGAGGUGUCGACAGUGGAGCAAAUGGACACGAGCAGUAGUGGCAACUCCGAGGCCUCUGCUCCGCUUCCCAUCAGGCACCCUUCAGGCAUCAAUGCAGGGCCGUACAAAAAGCAGACCUACCCCAUGAACUCGAAGCGGCCCGAACAUCUGCGGAUGAACCUAUGACACUCGGCCUGCCUGCGAACAUUAGCUCUCUUUCAAUUUCUCCUCCUCUUCCUUUGUAUUGUUUCUUUCAAAGAGACUUGUAGAAAUUUUUAAGAAACUGACUGACACUGUCAACGCCGAUCACCAGCUCUUCCAGCAGCGCCUUCCCCUCCUUGGCCUCCCAAAUCUUCCUGACUCAGCCUGGCCUCCUCAGCUUGCCGCAGAUAAUCAGCAGUUUAAAUGAACAACCGAUCAGUCAGCAGAGAGACGUGAGGGAGUAGCUCCUCAAUGAAGGUCUGUGUGAUGGUUGACUGAGUAAUGCCACCUAAUCAGUGGGCUGAGGUGGUUUCAGUGGACUCGACUGGCAUUAUCAUCUGAUUUACUGGUGCUCUUCUAUCUUCACGUCUGGGAAGUGUUACUUGUAGUGUUACCUCCAUCACAGUGAGACAGUCUAUGGUUAUAAAGGACGUUUGUUUCUAUCUCAACCGGUCUGUCUUUCUUGAAAUGAUAAGAGCGUGCAGGUUACACGGUCAGUAGGUAGAUUAAUUGGAUUGCAAUUCCCAAAUGAACACAGUAUUCCUUUCUACUUAAGGGAAACAGUCGCAUUGCCUUUGUCACUGGAGCGCGGGUAGAGCACGACCAACAGAAAAGCAGCUAUAAAAAGACUGAAGUGAAGUUUCAGCCGAGAGCAUCACUUCCACCACAGUCGGUACCAAAUGCUGGCACUGCUUUCCUCCUCUGACUGGAAUGUUUUCUGUAGGAGGCCUGUCCACAAGCACUGUUCAGUUUUUUUAUGUCGAAUGUAAACAGACUCUAAAAGCCUUUAUGUGUGUCGCUUUAAUCUCCCACACUCCUUUUUUCAGCUCUUGCAGUCUCAUGGCCACCAGCAUGGGUUGAGACCAACACGCAUGUCGACUCAUAACACUCUGAGCCAGAAUAGUGUCACUGCCUUUUACUGAUUUCGGCUGCGUUCACGUCUCGGCUGCUGUGGUGCUUUCAGUAUGCUGUUUGUGCAUUUACACUUCCAUGGCUCUCAGUGUUAGAGGGGGAUAAACCCAGAUGUGAGUGGACCAUCGACUGAAACCUGUUUGAUUUGAGAUGUUUGACCUGUUUGUGUGAUGUGAAGCUGCUAUAUGAGCCUUGGAGUCAAGCCAUUCCACACUCAUCUUAAAACUGACCACACGGUCGGAUGCAGGUUCCUACGAUGCUAUGACGGUAGCUCAUGUUUGAGAGGUGUCUUGCUUUCCAAAUACUUGGAGUUUAAUGAACUGACCAAAAGCACUGUUUCAAUGGAGUUUUUCUUUCUUUUUUUUUUGCUGGUAAACCAACAAACCUUAGAAAACAACAGUAGAAGUGUGUAACUGAAUUUUCUGAGGACAACACGGUUCAAAGGUCAAACAUGUUUGGUUGGUAUCGUAGUUUUAAGAGGACUGGCUUUAUUUUCUACACCAAUGCUUAACAUGUGCUUUUCAGUCUUUUCCUUACUGUAGAUGAAGCUCGUGUGAGCAGAUAUCGAGGUUGCAAUAUGGGUCAGUGCCAGACUGGAUUGAGUGUCUUCCAUUCUGACACAACUGCUGUGUUGAAGAGCAUUCACUCCACUUUUCACUCCACUUUCUUUAUAUUUAUUUCAAGUGCCAUUGUGGUUCCACUGCAUUGUCCACACUAUGCAAACUGUAUUUAUUAUGUAGUAUUAUUUAGAUAAGGCAGCAGAAUGUGUGAUAAUUUGAUUUGACUUCUUUUGUCAUAAGAAUAAGCAUGUACUGUAUAAUUUUAUUUCCACAGAACAUGUCUUACAACUUCCAAUGCAGCUUUUUCAUACAUAUAUAUUCCAAAAUUGGCCUGACUGUCUUACAGUAUUUAUUUUAUGGCAUAAUAUCACAUUCAGUGAGAGUGCUUGUUUGCCUGUAUGUAGCCCUGUGAUGGACUGGUGACCUGUCCAGGGUGUCCCCUGCCUUCACCCUAAGUCAGCUGGGAUAGGCUCCAGCCUCCCCGGUUACUGUAAUAAGGAUUAAGCGAUGGAUGGAUGGUAUCACAUUCAGAGAGGAUUUUCAGACACUUGCCUUGCAAAAAACUUGAACUUCCGUUUUUCUAUUUGCAGUGCUCAAAGCAAGGAUAGCGUAUUAUGAAAAAAAAACUGAUGCAAAAACCAGUGGGAAUGGCAUUGUGCCUUUGCUGACAGAGUACAUAAUGUAUGUACAGUUUGCUGUAUAUAUAAAAAAUGUGUGGAAAACUUUGGGAUAGAUCCCAAACAUUCACGUCAUAUUAAGUCCGAUAAGUCUCUUUAGGAUGUGCAUUUCUUUACACCACCGUUUUAUUGAGAUAUGAUUGAAGUGGGAUCAUUUGUGUGGGAUCACUGGGUCGGUAAACAAAAAAUCUGUUUACUUCUGUUCAGGUAUGCUUGAGAGGCAUCCUCCAAAAACCAUCUUGCUGAGCUUACUUCAUCUGGUGAACACAUCUUUUGAGCAGAAAGGAUAUUUUAAUCACUGGUGGGCGUUGGAUAUCAUUUAUUUCUGUUGAUGUGUCACUUCCACAUCUGUCCCUUCAGAUGGGACUGCUAUGCUGUAUCAUGUACAUACGGAAGUCAAAAUAAAAUUUAAACAAAAAUA